AUGUCCAACAAGGCUCUUGUCUUCAAGGCUAUCCCCAAGGGAUACCCCGUCCCCGGGGAGCACCUGACCAUCGAACAGGCUGCCUAUGAUGCUAACGUGGAGACUCCCGCCGACGGUGUCGUUCUGCGCUCCCUUUACACCAGCUUCGACCCCUACAUGCGCGGUCGUAUGCGCCCUGUAGAGGUCAAGUCUUACGCCCCUGCCUUCGAGCUCAACAAGCCCAUCGAGAGUGCCAGCAUCUGCAAGGUCCUCCGCUCCAACUCCGCGAACUACAAGGAGGGUGACCUCGUCAUUGGUCAUGUUGGCAUCCAGGAGGUUAUCGCCCUCGAUGCCCCCAACCUCGUCCGCAUCAGCAAGCUCGAGAAUCCUCUCGGCCUUGAGGAUAUUCGUGUCUUCUUGGGCGCUCUGGGCAUGCCCGGCCUGACUGCCUACUCGUCCCUGUACGAGAUCGGCAAGCCCAAGAAGGGCGAGACCAUCUUCGUUUCCGCUGCUAGCGGUGCCGUCGGGCAGCUCGUCGGGCAGCUCGCCAAGCACGAGGGCCUGAAGGUCAUUGGAUCCGUCGGCUCCGAUGACAAGCUCGAGUACAUCACCAAGACUCUUGGCUUUGACGGUGGCUUCAACUACAAGACCGAAAAGCCCGCCGAUGCGCUGGCCCGCCUCGCCCCCCAGGGUAUCGACAUUUACUAUGAGAACGUCGGUGGCGAGCACCUCGAGGCUGCGCUGGAUGCGAUGAACAACUUCGGCCGUGUCGUCGUUUGCGGCAUGAUCUCUCAGUACAACUCUGCCCCCUACCCCAUCACCAACAUCGCUCAGGUUCUCGUCAAGCGCAUCACUAUGCGCGGCUUCAUCGUCAUGGACAAGGGUAUGGGUGAUGUUUACACCAAGGAGCACCAGGAGAACGUGCAGAAGUGGAUCAAGGAUGGUACCUUCAAGACUCUCAUCCACGAGACCGAGGGCAUUGACAACGCCGCCGAGGGUCUUGUUGGAAUCUUCUACGGCAAGAACAUGGGCAAGGCUGUUCUCAAAUUCUAA
Molecule: messenger RNA, 1032 nt
Organism: Penicillium maclennaniae
Lineage: Eukaryota; Fungi; Ascomycota; Eurotiomycetes; Eurotiales; Aspergillaceae
Product: MDR family NADP-dependent oxidoreductase
Exons: 1
Coding region: 1-1032 (343 amino acids)
Molecular function (GO): oxidoreductase activity, acting on the CH-CH group of donors, NAD or NADP as acceptor
Source: RefSeq, a predicted model, not a curated record